GCUGACAUAUUUUGACCAAAAGUUGUAAUCUUAAUGACAGAAUUGCCAUACUUGGUGCUUAGCAUAGUAUUUUAUAGUAAAGUACUACCAUAUAUAUAUAUAAGAACCCCUUCUAUACCAAAUUUUGAACAUAAAUACACUUUUUUUAUCUUAAUGCAAGUUUUAAGUGAGCUAGAAGUUUAGAACUGUAAAGAUUACACAAGUAGCAACUGUAGCAUCAUUUAUAGCCUUGUUGUCUAACAUGUUAAUAAAAACCUCAAGAAUAGGUUUAAAAAUGUUUAUAAUUUUCCUGUUUCUCAGAAGUUACUAGCAAUUUUGCUACCUAAUUAGCUCUGCUUUCAACUACUUUGUAACAGCUUUGAUAUUCAUUCUUGCCUUCAUAGACAUGGAUAUCUCAAAAUUUACAAGUGCAACUUCUGAGGAAGAGACCAUCUCAAUUUUAUGUUACUUCAAUGAAAAGUUUGCAUCUCCAUCUUUCAAUGAUGCCGGCAAGUUUGAGAUGAGUGAAUCGCAGUUUUUUGAUACUUGGCAUAAGUUGCUGUUUUGGCUGGGCAGCCGAGGCUCUGAGGAAGCAGCUUGCACUUACCUGAACACACUGAGGAUACUCAGUCGAGACAGAAAUUUGAUGAAUCAAGUUGUAACUGAACAAGAUCUGGGUUUACUGAUGGAAUAUGCUGGCCUGCCAGAGCCUGGCCUGGAGGCAGUACUACUUCAGCAUAAAGCAGCAACAGAAGCAUGUCUAUGUCUAAGCAACAUCAUAUACCAGAGCAACACUGCUCAAAGCAUCUGUUGCUCACCCCACUAUGUGAAAAAGACUCUGCAGCGACUCCAACAACAAGACUUGCCUCACUCUCUAAUUGUGGGUUACACUCGGCUGAUGUUCCUCAUGACUGCACUUGUGCCACAAAACAGAAAAGUUGCUGCACUAGAGUACAAUGCUCUGCCAGUGAUGCUGCCGCUGAUUAGCGCCCAAGCUAGUGUAAAUGCAGACAACACCUCAAAUCCACCACCGACCAUGCAGCGUGAGGCGGGGGAGCGGGUGGUGGAGGUGCUUAAGUUGUGCUACAACUUAUGCGUGGGGUUGUCCAGCCCCUACAGCAGCGCUGGUGACGGUGGUGGUGGCUCACUUAAGAUGGCGAUGGUGGUGGACAGCAGCGUGUCUAGUGAGCAUGAGCAACAUAUGCGGUGUCUGGUUGAUCGAGUACGUCAACUUCUGCUCGCUACUGCACAUACACAUCAACACACACAGAUCAUGCACAGCCACUGCAUCAACGUGCUGGUGUGCGUGCCCACGACGGCUCUGGCGGCGCUCACGCCUCCCUACAGCAGCAGCGGCUCCUGGUGGGGCGGCGCCUCUCAGCGACGUAAGCCUGCAGUCUUCAAAGACGCCGACAUGAGUGCCCUCGUGCAAAUCUUGUCCUUCCUGCACGCCAGGCUCAAUGCCGGUGAAGCUCAGAGCAGCGAGAACCUGACGCCUGUGUUGACGAUGCUGGUGACUGUGUGCCAAAGUAGCAGUAAGGUGAGGCAGUUUGUGAGACAGCGCGUUCUGCCGCCUCUCAAGGACGUGACUCAUCGCCCUGAAGAGGGCAACAGCCUCAGAGGUCGGCUAGUCAAGCUCAUGACUUCACCUGUCAUGGAGCUGAAGCAUCUCUCUGCUACGCUGCUUUUUGUGCUGUGCAAGCAGAGCGUGGAGCGUCUGAUCAAGUACAGCGGGUACGGCAACUGCGCUGGUUUGCUGGCGUCGCUGGGGCUGCUGGCAGGCGGUGAGCUGAGCACCGAGACACACGAGCAGUCAGAGUCUGAGGACAGCGACACUGAAGAGUACCAUAGAGUGCGACAUAUGGUAAACCCUGUGACCGGGUGCUAUGAGCCUGUCCGGCCUAACCCCAUGGAGAACAUGUCCGAGGAGCAGAAAGAAUAUGAAGCCAUCAAGCUGGUCAAUACCUUGGAUAAACUCAUCAGGUCAGGUGAUAUCAAGCCGUGCGGCGUUGGUGCAGACGGCAAGCCGCAGCCGCUGGAGCACGUCAUGCAGCUGCAGGACAGCGCAUGCUUCACUCGCGCCAGCACCGACCCCCAGCCUGACGACCAACACUCUGACUCUGACUAGAUCCUAUGAUGAUAAUUUGAUCACAAUACUGUGGUUCUUAACAUCAUUUUGUUGAGUAAUAUUCCGACUACAUCCCGUGUACAUCUGUUCAUAUAACACUCGUUCUUAAAUAAAUAUGCUGAAUCAGUAUAGUGAAAUACAUCAUAUACGUUCUAAUGCAGAUAAAUAUCUAUUAUUUGGUGAGUAGUAUUAAAUGAAUAUUCGGAAUGCGAUGCUUCCUAUAAUAUACUAUCAAGUUAUUGGUAGUUAUAAUUUUUUUUUAUUUUUGUAUGAAUUUGAUACAAUGUUUAAUAGUAAUAAAUUAAAUUAUAGAUUCUAACUUGAAGCUGCAAUCUUUUUUGACGAUUUGUAUAUCAUGAUAUUUGUAUUGUAGGUUUUGUCUUAUUUAAAUUUCCGUUGUAUCGUAACAACAUUUGAAGUGAUUGCUUAGUAGCAUUGCUACUUAUGAAAGUAAGUAAAAGGCUCGCAUUCCCUAACUGUGAUUUUCGAAAAUAUAGGGCCUUCCGGUUCUACAGCUACAAACGCCGACUGUUAGCUGCUUGUUGCCGUGCAAAUGUAGGUCACCGUAUUGACAUUUCUCUAUGCAUCUAAUUAUGUGUAAUUUAUGUCGUGAAACUAACGACGUUAAUAUCUUGUCAAUUUGUCUGACCGUCACAUUUCUUCACAAUGUUCUGCUGUACACACAGGAUACAAAUGUUUUACAUAAUAAUUAAUUAACGUUGUGUGAAGAACUUUCAUAAAUCUGGCUACUGGUGAUCGUGGAAACAUAGGCAAUGAGGUUUUAUAAUCAAUUACGUCUAAUUUUGCAUGCUUGGAUCAGUUUGUGACUUUGUGUAUCAAUUACGAUUUCAAUACUUACGCAAGCGCCUGGUGAUUUGACCAGACAUUUUUUAAUCUUAGCAUGUUAGAACGGGAUUAGUUUUUUAUGGUGCAGCGUCCUCAUUAUUGAGUUCAGUGGAGUAGCAUUGGAUAUUUCGUCCCUCUAGUCAUGGUUUAUUAACCUCGUAGUCCGUUGAUGAAUGUAAUGCGAAACUGUAUUUAUAAUCUCGUUGUAGUUUGUAAUUGAUUGUAUCACUUUACUUCUGCUUGGUUUAAUGUGCCAAAGUUGAUGUUUGAGACGUCACACUUACAGUGUAUCCUUGGUUUAAGGAGCGCUGAACCCUAUUCAUCAUGGACGAAGAGUGCAGCUUAAUUUAUAUGUGGGAUUUGAAAAAUUUCAUUAGUAGUGAACACGUUUUGGAUUCUCUUCCAAUGUUUGUAUCUGAAUGAUGAAAGUAAUUAAAUUUCUACAGUUUUUGAGUGAAUACUUCACAUCAUGAAAUGUAUUAAUUUAAGGGAAUAUUUUUCUGGUACAUUUGUUCAGUUGUUGCCUGUAAUUUCCAUGCAGCGGUCGAAAAACAAAACCUUGCCUGAAGUCGCUGGAGAACUAAAUACAUUUAACAUCAAACAA
Molecule: messenger RNA, 3557 nt
Organism: Hyalella azteca
Lineage: Eukaryota; Metazoa; Arthropoda; Malacostraca; Amphipoda; Hyalellidae
Gene: ric8a
Product: synembryn-A
Exons: 11
Coding region: 386-2107 (573 amino acids)
Biological process (GO): G protein-coupled receptor signaling pathway
Cellular component (GO): cytoplasm
Molecular function (GO): G-protein alpha-subunit binding; guanyl-nucleotide exchange factor activity
Source: RefSeq, a predicted model, not a curated record